CUGCGCCCUGGCAGUCGGGAAGGCGGGAGUCUGGGGAAAGCGCCUAGGACCGGAAGUGAAGACAGGUUCCCGCCUCCGUCCCUGUCGCCGCCGCCAUACACGCUCGCAGUGCUUAGCUCUUCUGUCAGAAAACUGGUGUCUUUUCCCUUGCUGUUCCUCAGCCCCCUCUCUUUCCCCUUGCUUUCACACCUGCUCUGGGACCACUCACCCUAAAGACCUCCCUUCUCCCCCUACCGGCCCAAUUAUGGCAGAGAAUGAUGUGGACAAUGAGCUCUUGGACUAUGAAGAUGAUGAAGUGGAGACAGCAGCAGGGGGAGAUGGGACUGAAGCUCCUGCCAAGAAAGAUGUCAAGGGCUCCUACGUCUCCAUCCACAGCUCCGGCUUUCGAGACUUCCUGCUCAAGCCAGAGUUGCUCCGGGCCAUCGUUGACUGUGGCUUUGAGCAUCCAUCAGAGGUCCAGCAUGAAUGCAUCCCUCAGGCCAUUCUGGGGAUGGAUGUCCUGUGCCAGGCCAAGUCAGGCAUGGGGAAGACAGCAGUGUUUGUCCUGGCCACAUUACAGCAGCUGGAGCCAAUCACUGGGCAGGUGUCUGUGCUGGUGAUGUGUCACACUAGAGAGUUGGCUUUUCAGAUCAGCAAGGAAUAUGAGCGAUUCUCAAAGUAUAUGCCAAAUGUCAAGGUGGCAGUGUUCUUUGGCGGUCUGUCUAUCAAGAAGGAUGAAGAGGUGUUGAAGAAGAAUUGUCCACACAUCGUUGUGGGGACUCCCGGCCGAAUUCUAGCCCUGGCUCGCAAUAAGAGCCUGAACCUUAAGCACAUUAAACACUUUAUCUUGGACGAAUGUGACAAGAUGCUUGAACAGCUCGACAUGCGUCGGGAUGUCCAGGAAAUUUUUCGCAUGACCCCCCAUGAGAAGCAGGUCAUGAUGUUCAGUGCUACCUUGAGCAAAGAGAUCCGGCCAGUCUGCCGCAAGUUCAUGCAAGAUCCUAUGGAGAUCUUCGUGGAUGAUGAGACCAAGUUGACGCUGCACGGGUUGCAGCAAUACUACGUGAAACUGAAGGACAACGAGAAGAACCGGAAGCUCUUUGACCUUCUCGAUGUCCUCGAGUUCAACCAGGUGGUGAUCUUUGUGAAGUCUGUGCAGCGGUGCAUCGCCCUGGCCCAACUUCUGGUGGAACAGAACUUCCCAGCCAUUGCUAUCCACCGUGGGAUGCCCCAGGAGGAGAGGCUCUCUCGGUAUCAGCAGUUCAAGGAUUUCCAACGGCGGAUUCUUGUGGCUACCAACCUGUUUGGCCGAGGCAUGGACAUUGAGCGUGUGAACAUUGCCUUCAACUAUGACAUGCCAGAGGACUCAGACACCUACCUGCAUCGGGUGGCCAGAGCAGGCCGGUUUGGUACCAAGGGCUUGGCCAUCACUUUUGUGUCAGAUGAGAACGAUGCUAAGAUCCUCAAUGAUGUUCAGGACCGCUUUGAGGUCAACAUCAGUGAGCUCCCCGAUGAGAUCGACAUCUCCUCCUACAUUGAACAGACACGGUAGAGGAGAGGAGUGACCCACUCUGGACUGUGGCCAUCUGUCUCAUUAGAAGAUUCCAGGGAUCAGGGUGGAGACGCAUUGCCCCCGCCAGCCUUCAUCCAAUCCUGUCCAAGCUUCCCUCUGCGUCACCACCACUCCUAACCCUGUUCCUGAUUUAUGAUAGUUGUUUGUUUGUUUGUUUUUUUAACAAAACUAAGAAUGAAACAAUUGUGUGGUGUUUGUA
Molecule: messenger RNA, 1751 nt
Organism: Phodopus roborovskii (desert hamster)
Lineage: Eukaryota; Metazoa; Chordata; Mammalia; Rodentia; Cricetidae
Gene: Ddx39b
Product: DExD-box helicase 39B
Exons: 11
Coding region: 245-1531 (428 amino acids)
Biological process (GO): mRNA splicing, via spliceosome; mRNA export from nucleus
Molecular function (GO): RNA helicase activity; RNA binding; ATP binding
Source: RefSeq, a predicted model, not a curated record